GCAAAGUUAACCUUGAUGGUGCGCCAUUUUGAAUCUCUACGUAAACAAAGUGUCACAAAAGCGAAAACCCGAAUGAAAUAGCUAGAGCCAUAUGUCUGAGAGAACGAGACGGCGCAAAGCACCAUCCAGCACCAAUGACCAGGACAAAACAAGAAAUGCUUCACCAGUUAAAAAGCUGAAAUUGGAUUCAAAUGGUAAAAUACCAACUAAUGCUUCACCCAGUCUUAAACCAGUAGCAUGGGAAAGAGAGUCUGAUAAGUCAACAUGGACAAAGUUUUCUGCUAAUCAGGUUGAGGUUAUCAGUGAAGCCUUUAAAGCUGGAAAACCAGACGUGGAUAUCAAAGAUGGCAAGUCUGAGAUCACAGUUAUAUUUGAGAGGAUGGUGCAGAGGAAUAAGAAAACUGGAUGGGAAAAAAGGAUUAGAUGCACUCUGGUGGACAGAAGUGUAGAUCCAGAUGAAUAUACUUGGGAAUAUGAGGAUGCCAAAGGAAAUUGGACAGAAUACUCUAAGCCUAUUGUUUACCUUUUUGAGGCAGCAUACAUGGUAGGGUUAUCCAGCAUCAAGUUCAAAGAUGAUAAAAGAGAACUUAUUCUUGAUUUAGCAAAGAAAGUUCAAACAACUAAAACUGGAAGGGGAGUGAAGAAUGUACAUCGAAUCAACACCACUGAUGCUAUCUCAAAGACCCAACCUAAAGCAGUGACAGCAGAUAAGAGUGCUGCAAAGGCAAACAAGAAAGUGAAAAAAGAAGCUGAAGCUGAAAAUGGUGAUGUGAAGUCAUUUGUGUUCAGUGGAAAGGCUCCAGUGGACAGUUUCUGCACAAUUAAAGACAGCACUCAUGUGUUUACAGAAGGAAAUGACAUUUGGGAUGUAAUGCUGAACCAGACAAAUGUCAUGAACAACAACAACAAGUACUAUCUCAUUCAAUUGCUGGAGGAUAACCAAGCAAAGAAGUAUUAUGUCUGGCAAAGAUGGGGAAGAGUGGGAUUCAAUGGUCAAAACAACUUAGUUACCUGUGGGCCAGAUCUUGAGGGGGCUAAAAGAGUGUUCACUAAAAAAUUCACAGACAAGACCAAAAAUGAUUGGGAGGACAGGCAUAACUUUCAAAAAGUCCCAGGGAAGUAUGAUCUUCUGAUCAUGGAUUACAAUGCUGACAAGGAGGAAAAAGAUCAAGUUGAUGCACCUGUAAAAGAAGAAAAACCUACUUUAGAAAGCAAACUGGACAAGAGAAUCCAGAACUUGGUAGAACUGAUCUGCAAUGUACAGGCAAUGGAAGAAAUGUUGAAGGAGAUGAAAUAUGACACCAGAAAGGCACCUCUUGGAAAGCUUACCACAGAUCAGAUUAAAGCUGGUUAUGAAGCCCUGAAGAGGAUUGAUACCUGCAUAAGAAACAGUGACUUUGGCUCUAAACUGGUGAAAGCAUGUGAUGAGUUCUACACAAGAAUUCCUCACUGUUUUGGGAUGAAAAGACCACCUCUCCUUAGAACAACAGAGGAUGUCAAGAUCAAACUGGAUUUGUUAGAGGCCUUAGGAGACAUUCAAAUUGCUGUCAAGGCCUUGCAAGAAGAAGAGGAAUCCCUUGAACAUCCCCUUGACAAGCAUUACAAAACACUACAUUGUGCUUUGAAGCCCCUUGAUCAUGAGCAUAAUGAUUUUAAGAUGAUUUCUAAAUAUCUAAAGAAUACUCAUGCUUCUACUCAUAAUCAGUACGACAUGGAACUGCUGGAUGUGUUUGCACUGGAGCAUGAAAAGAAAGAUUUCACUGAUGUGGGUAACAGGAUGCUUCUCUGGCAUGGAUCUCGUUUAACAAACUGGGUUGGCAUUUUAAGUCAAGGAUUGAGGAUAGCUCCGCCAGAGGCUCCAGUGACAGGGUACAUGUUUGGUAAGGGUAUCUAUUUCGCCGACAUGUCAUCCAAAAGUGCAAAUUACUGCUUUGCAACAAGAUCGAAGAAUGUUGGCAUUCUUUUACUCAGUGAGGUAUCCCUGGGGAAGAGUAACGAACUCUUGGCUGCAGAUUAUACCGCUGACAAACUGCCAUCUGACUGUCAAAGUGUGAAAGGUAUGGGUCGGAUAGGUCCCGAUCCGAAUGACACCUACACAAUGCCAGACGGGGUCACUGUCCCUUUUGGUAAAACUACUGAGACUGGUGUUGUAAACCCACGUGGAUACACGCUGAACUAUAACGAGUACAUUGUCUACAACACAAGUCAGGUUCGCAUGCGGUACUUAGUGAAAAUAAAGUUUGAUUUCAAGUAGAUGCACAGGUUCCCAAUGGAAGGAUCCUAUCGGUUAUGGCUGUCAACGCAAAUAGUGUUCAAGCCGAAAGUUGAAAUAUUUAUAUAGAUAUAACAAAAUACAGUUUAGCUGAUGAUGAAUUUGGCAAUGGCUACCAUUAGAUGAGUGGUGCUCCUCCUGAUGUAGAUGGCCCCUCCUGUGUGUGCAAUGUUACAAGUAAUUGGUGGAAAUUACGUAAUUGAAAGAGACUCUGAACACUAUUUGAUUCUAAGUUCCCUAGUUUUCUCUUUUGGUGACGACGAACGGUUUUUUUACACCUCUUCUCUUUUCCUUUUUCCUUGUUUUUCCUUUUUCUCAAGUAACAGGUAGUUCUUCAAACCUGUUAGAAAUUACGGAGAGAAAGUGGAAACGGAAAUGAAGACUUUGUAGACUUGGAGGUCAUUUCGCUGUUUUUCGAGUUAGAACCAAAACGAACUAUUUGAUUUCUUAAGAAACUGUUGCCGGUGUUUUGUUGGUGGGCAAGUGAAACAGCUAAUGGGCUAAUUACAGGUAUUUAAAACGCUGCAGCGAAUUUUUGAAAGCUGCUAUUUCUACCUUAAAUACUUCGACGAAAAAUUCUCUUAAAAUUGUUUGCCGCAACUCACCUACUUAUGGCUGAAACCAACUAAUUACAGAUCUGUAAAAAAAACCGUAUACGAGAGUUAAAAGAAGCUAACUUGUCAAAAUGAAAGAAUCAAAUAUCACUUCUAAUAUUUGUCUUUUUUAUUAUAAGAUGUAGCUUCACGGCGAGAAGGGCCUUACAAUUAGGUCUUGCAAAAACAUUUGGAUCAGUUAGGCUCUUCAUCUUGCUCCCUUAACCAAGAUCUUAAACUUAUGAGCAAUGUUCACCAUUUAAGGAAGCUCUUGAUCGCUAAACAAAUUCUCCAUGUCAGCACCUUAAGAAAUGUAUAAAGAGCAGAAUGGAGAAUGUAUAAUGAUGUUAGUGCGUGAAGGGUUGAUCGGCCUCUUAGUGAUGACCGUAGAAUCGGGAAGUACUGGGUUCGACUCCUAUUGGGAACACUCGGAGUUCUAUUUCUCGUAGCCUACGUUUAGCCGUACCCUCUCCCCCAAGGUGAAACGGAAGCUUCCGUCUCACCAACCCGCAGUGAUUACUUGCCAAAUUCAGAAUUAAAC
Messenger RNA from Pocillopora verrucosa, 3406 nucleotides. Its product is annotated as poly [ADP-ribose] polymerase 2. NCBI's taxonomy places the organism in Eukaryota, Metazoa, Cnidaria, Anthozoa, Scleractinia, Pocilloporidae. Gene Ontology annotation, biological process: double-strand break repair; protein poly-ADP-ribosylation. Gene Ontology annotation, molecular function: NAD+ poly-ADP-ribosyltransferase activity; NAD+-protein mono-ADP-ribosyltransferase activity. Gene Ontology annotation, cellular component: nucleolus. The record is from RefSeq and is a predicted model, not a curated record.